Dromiciops gliroides (monito del monte) is the source of this 2213-nucleotide messenger RNA. It is a transcript of the gene NGB, whose product is annotated as neuroglobin. NCBI's taxonomy places the organism in Eukaryota, Metazoa, Chordata, Mammalia, Microbiotheria, Microbiotheriidae. The transcript has 4 exons. The record is from RefSeq and is a predicted model, not a curated record. Gene Ontology annotation, molecular function: oxygen binding; heme binding. Bases 617 to 1087 code for a protein of 156 amino acids.
AACGCUGUGGCUUUAAGAGCACCAAAUUGGGGGGGGGGGAUGCUACUGGAAGCUAAUCAGCGCAGAGGCUGCCUCCAGGGAAAGUAAAAGGGAGAGCAGCCGCCGGUGUCCCCUGCAGUGCCUGAUGUGGGCGGUGGGCAUCGAGGCAGGCAGUACCAGGGGGUCAGCCGAGCCAGGGCGCUGCCGGGGGCAGAGCACCAGAGGGAGAUAGGAAGUCAUGUUCGGCAGUGGUUAGAAGUGGGGAGGCAGCCCCUCGUUCCCGGGAUGGAGCGCCCUUCUCGCUCUCUGUUGGCCUCCAGGAGCUGAGGCUCGGGGAGCUGGGCUAUUUAAACCCACCCAAGUGAAGCCGGGAGGCAGGAUCCUGCUGGCUCUGGCGGGGGGCGGGAUUGCACGUGCUGUGCAAGUGUCCAGGCUCCCGGGGCAGAGGCGAGCGGCGGUCACCUGGGGCGGGGAGACUCCGAGCAGCUCUCUCGCAGAGUGCUUGGAGAUCGCCUGGGUGCGGGAGACUGCCAAGGAAGUGUCUCCAUCCCUUUCCACGCCCCGAGGGAAGGGGUUUUCUCAGGGAGAGGCAUUUGGGCUUUGGUCGCUCCUCCUCGCAGCUUUCUGAUACCAGACCAUGGAGAUCCGGAGACUAUCGGGCCCAGAGCAGGAGCUGAUCCGAGAGAGCUGGCAGAAAGUGAACAGCAACCCUCUCCAGCACGGGAUGAUAUUGUUUACCAGGUUGUUUGACCUGGAGCCGGACCUACUGCCCCUCUUUCAAUAUAACUGCCGGCAGUUCUCCAGUCCCCAGGACUGCCUCUCUUCUCCUGAGUUCCUGGAUCACAUCCGGAAAGUAAUGUUGGUGAUUGAUGCUGCAGUGACACAUGUGGAGAACUUGUCCUCCUUGGAGGAGUAUCUCACCAACCUGGGCAAGAAGCACAAGGCGGUCGGUGUGAAGCUCAGCUCCUUCUCGACGGUGGGGGAGUCCUUACUCUACAUGCUGGAGCAGUGCUUGGGCCCCACCUUUGAUGUAGCCAUGAGGGAGGCAUGGACACAACUCUAUGGGGCUGUGGUACAGGCCAUGAGCCGUGGCUGGAACGGAGAGUAGGAGAUUCUACUCUCUAUAUCAUGAAUCCAUCUCCCCUUCCUGUUGGCCAACAUGUUCACUCUCUCUAUAAUGCUGCUUAGGUUCCCCAGCGUCCCCACCUUCUUCCCCCUCUCUUUCUCUAAGGUUUGAGUAUCCCCUGUUCCUUCAUGCUUCCCUGAGAGCCUAAGAGAGUGUGAAGUGGGAUUACAACCCAGUUCUCAGUCUGUCCUCCCAGCCCCACUUCUACCAACAGAGAAUAGAAGGGAGUUUCCCCUAUGGAUAAAGGUAAAGAUUGGUAGGAAGGGAUAGAGGAUGCUCAAGAGGCAAUACUUCAGUAGCUCCAAGCUAAGGCAUACCCAGUGCAUCCAUCCUUUUCUGUGUUGCCUUUCCCUAUGGUUGUCCAUCUUCCCCAGGAUGCCAGACCUCAACCCAAUUGGGAAAUUGGCAAACUAUCUCUAUCUCUUUUCCCAUUACUUUUCUUUGUCCCAUCCCUUACAAACAUAUUUUCUGUAUGCCAAACCAAUUAUAUCCUAUCUAUCCCUACAACCAACUGCUUAAACAGCGGCUCUUCCCUAUUCUUUUGUCUUAGAAGGGAUUGUGAUCAUGGUGAGGUGUUAUUUCCCCUCCCAGAGGCAGAAGGAGGGCAAUGUUCACUCAAAGGAUUGACCUUCCAAUAGUGGAAUUGGAGGCAGGGUGGUCAUUUCUCAAUAGAGAUUGCUUUUCCAGUCCCCCUUCCCUUUUUCUUUUUUCCCCUCACUCUACCUCCUUGACCCUUCCUUCCUCUUUCCCUCUCUUCCAUUUCCCCCCUUCUCAAAUCUAUAAGACUGACUACAGAACUACAGCCCCACCCCAGAGCAAUGGAUAUGAGAUAGGCCAGUUUCUGGUGUCCUCUUGCACGUGUUCCUAUCUCUCCUUCCAGCUAUUACAUCUUUCCCUCUUGAUCCUUGCUCAUUCAUGCAAACAGCAAUUAAAGAAGCUAUAGGUUUCCAGAUAUUUUUUCCCUCCCUACCCUAGGUGUGCCUUGUAACUUGAUGAGUGUCACCAUCUUUUUGUUCUUAUCCACUUAUUCUACUGAUGAAGUAGCUCUUCAGCUUCUGCUCUAUGCUGUGGUUAUGUAAACCUCAUAAGAAAUAAAUCAGUUCUCUGU